AUGCCAGCACUGCCACCUCCCCAGGCCACCAACAUCGUUCCCCUGACCCCGAUGUCCCUGGUGGCCCCGGAAGAGGCGGAGAAGAAGGAAAAUCCCCUCCUGAGCCGGAGGGGCGAGGUGCUGGCGAGCCGGCGGGAUUUCCGCAUGAACACCUGCACCCUGCACGGCUCCGGAACCUUCCUGCUGGAGCUGGCCCGGCUGUCCCCGAGCCACCUGCGGGAGCAGCGCCUGGGGACACUCCCAGAGCCAGCAGGACCCGGCCACCAGCAGCCACCGAGCACCAGCGCGUCACCUGUGAGGGCACUGAGCUUCUCCCAGGAGCCAGGGGCUGCGGGCUCUGACGGUGACGACGCUCCCGAGGCCCCGGGGGACGACAUGGAAGUGACUCCGGUCCCCAGCGAGCACAUCGAGGCUCAGAGGAGCUCCCCCCGGAUCCGGGGCUGUGUCCUGAGGGAGAGAUUCCCCAGCCAGGAGCCCCAAACACACGGCCAGGAGGAGCCAAGCCCGUGGCAGAGCCUGGAUCCCUUCGGAGACUCCGAGGAGAAACCCUUCAGGAGAGGGAGGCCGUUCCUGCUGCCCCACGGCCUGCAGGCCCCGCUGGGGGGCAAGAGGAAGAGGAGGGUCCCGAGGAAGCUGCAGGAUUUCACCCAGUGGUUCUCCACACUCUACAGCGGCGUCACCCCGGGCCACAGGGGCAGGAGGAGGGGUCCCACCUUCGCAGACCUGGAGGCGCUCUACUGGCGGCACUUCAAGGAGAGGAUGGCGGCGCACAGGAAGCUCCGGGGCCGGGGGGAGCCGCAGCAGGAACGGGAGCGCGGGGCCGACAGUGAGGAAGAGGAAGGUGAGGAUUUUGGGGCGCUGCAGGAGGUGCAGCCCGAGGAGCCGGAGGAGCCGGGGGAAGGAGCUCUGGACCCCCCCGAACCCGGAUACGAGGAGCUGGUGCGCAGGAACGUGGAGCUGUUCAUGGCCAGCUCUCAGAAGUUCGCUCAGGAGUCGGAGCUGUCCCAGCGCAUCCGGCUGUGGGAGGAGCGCGUGGAGCCGCUGCUGCAGGAGCAGGAGAGCCGUGUCCCGUUCGAUGUCCGAGCCUACGGCCUGGCGCUGACCGCUCGCUGUUCGUCCCCCGGCCGCUGGCGCUCUCUGGCCAGCCUGGUGGCCAGGCAGCCCCCGUUCGAGGUGUGCCGUUACCUGCUGGCCUCCCUGCAGCUGGCCAACGACGCCGAGGUGGAGCUGGCGCAGGACGCGGGGCUGGAGGCGGCGCUGGACACGGCGCGGCUGCGGCCGCUCCCGGCCCGGCCGGCCCACGAGCGCUUCCAGAACUUUCUGCUGCCCUCCCAGAGCCAGCCCGGCCCCCAGUGA
This is a messenger RNA of Pseudopodoces humilis (Tibetan ground-tit), 1356 nucleotides long. Lineage: Eukaryota; Metazoa; Chordata; Aves; Passeriformes; Paridae. The record is from RefSeq and is a predicted model, not a curated record.